AUGAUUAAUUUAGAAAAUAAAUCAUGCAGAAUUAAAGAUCAGAAAUGUUUUGAAACUCUGAAGGCCGUUGAAGUUUUCAGUGAUCAACAACUCGCUGGCCUGGAAGCUCGGUUUGAAGCGCAAAGAUACUUGAGCACACCAGAGAGGGUAGAGCUUGCGGCAGCACUCCAUCUAUCAGAAACACAAGUUAAGACGUGGUUUCAAAACCGACGGAUGAAGCAUAAAAAACAAUUAAGAAAAAUUAAUAACAGUAACAAUAGUAGCAAUCUUUCAAAUGGACAUCAGAGUGGGCAAUCAUCGUCGGCGAUGUCACCAGCAGAAAGACCAGUGGAUUUUUCGUUAAACGCUGGCCGAGAAUCACGGGCAAGCAGUGAUGCGGUGAUGGAUUCAGAUUCAGAUGAAAUCGACGUUCUUGGUGAUGAAACUCCGUUGCCUGUCCAAACAUCAACACUCAAUCAGCCGGUAAAGCGUUCGUCUUCAUCUCCUUUAAAUUUCCAUCGGUCUUUACAUUCGACUGUGAGUUUGGCGUAUCAAUCGCCUCAUCAAAAUCAGACACUUCAAUCCCGUAUUCAUCGCUGA
Molecule: messenger RNA, 579 nt
Organism: Cotesia congregata
Lineage: Eukaryota; Metazoa; Arthropoda; Insecta; Hymenoptera; Braconidae
Source: the annotation of a GenBank genome assembly